Malurus melanocephalus (red-backed fairy wren) is the source of this 2225-nucleotide messenger RNA. RefSeq names its product A-kinase anchoring protein 14 (gene AKAP14). NCBI's taxonomy places the organism in Eukaryota, Metazoa, Chordata, Aves, Passeriformes, Maluridae. Gene Ontology annotation, molecular function: protein kinase A regulatory subunit binding. The record is from RefSeq and is a predicted model, not a curated record. The transcript is spliced from 6 exons. Bases 417 to 941 code for a protein of 174 amino acids. Gene Ontology annotation, cellular component: cAMP-dependent protein kinase complex.
UCUCCAGCGCACAGACUGGAAGCUGCUUUAGCUCCCGAAUUGUCCAGAAUAGCAAAAACAUGACAAGCAGAGAAUCUGCCUGGAUCCCGCAGCUGUUUUCCUGCUCGUACCGCGUUCCGUUCCCGGUAGCCUGCGGGGCUGGGCAGGAGCGGCGAGGGGAUGCCGGGAGCGGCACGGUCUCGCCAUGGUGACGGCGCGGGGCCCCGGACAGCGGCAGGGCCAGCGCCGGGCCCGGGCACAGCUCCCCGGGGCCGGACACCCCGCCCGGGACCGGAGUGCCCCGGGGGGCGCCCGCCGAGCCUCGGCAGCCGCGGCCUGGCCAGGGUAGAGGGGGAACAGCAGCAGCCGCCGCCGGGGGAGCCCUCAGCGGGGUGAGCGGGGCCGCGGUACGAACCGGGGUAGGUGAGGUGAAGCCGAUGGACAAGGAAGAGGAAGAAGCUGCCGGUGAGGAAAAGGCUCACAUCCCCGCAGAAAYUGAGAGGAGCAGUACAGAGGAAAGUCUUUCAGAGGCCAAGGAAAAAGAGAAAGAAACCAAGCAUGUCAUCAAAAAUAUCGAGUGGACCACAGCUGAGAACUUCACWGUGGAGACAGGACGGCAGCAGAUUGAAGAACUCAUUUCUACGUGGGACAUCCAUGAAAGCUGGCUYCACCACUCAGAAUUUCUCGAGGAAGAAGAACUGAAGGACAGCAAGAGGUACCAUUACAGAGCUAGCUGGGGCAUCCCAACACGCAGAAAACCCGUCCCACGAGCAACAGCAAGUGUCUACUUUGUUAUAGUGAUCUCCAAAUUAAAACCUGACACCGCUCCUGUGGAGGUCUUCUACAGACUGGAGUCCAGCAGGCUGGUUCGGAGGCCAGAACAGUGUCAGUUUAGAGAAAAGUGGCUUAAAGACAUCAUUGAAAAUAAAAUAGUGUGCCUAGAAAGACUUGCUUCUCGAUGAACAGCUCCAAUUCACCAUCACCAGUACUCUGUUGUGGAGAACUAAAUAAACACCAUCAAGAAUGAAAGACUCUUCCUUUAUAGCAUUUCUAUUUUGUAGAUACAUAAGAAACACUGAACCUGUGCAAAAUCAGCUAUGYCCUGACAUGGCAGCUGGCUGUGUGUGACAGUCCCUGGACCAGGUUCCUGAGUAUAAAUGGGAAGAAGCAGCUGGGUGGGAUUUGCUGUUUGUGAAUGCCAGAUCUGUGAAACUCCAGGGAAAAUAUUUUAGGACUUUAGGACUUUUAUUUUUUUGAUACAAAUGUACAAGACAUCUCUGCUUAGGGRAACAAAAAAAAAUAUUUAGGGGAACAAAAAAAGAAACAACCCACCUCUCAAAACAUUUUCAUUUCAAAAACAUUUGAGAAAAUGAAGUGCCAGGGGGAUAUGUUUGGAAAUACGCAGCUGAAUCAAAGAGCACUCCCUGAGCAAGCCCUCCAAGCAGAGUUUAAAGCAAGCCAUGUAAUACUACUGAAACAGAGCAAAUUAAAAYACUACAGGGUUUAUAAGGGUUUAAUCUAGAACACUUUCAGAAACAAAAACAUUUCAAAUAAAUUUAAAGAUACAUCCUUGUUACCACCUGUGUACAUCYAGGGGUUCCAAUCACUGCACCCCACUGCACUGAUGCCUAUGUAUAACAUAGGAGAAAAAGAAGCAAGCAACUUAGUUCUUCACCAUAUAUUUCAGUGGAUUGAAGAUCAGACCCUCCUGUUACUGUUUCUUUACAUCUGAGCUGUGAUCUGCUUGCUCUAAAAGUAAUGAAGCCCAUCUGUAUUAAAUUACAAACUCAUUUACAAAAUAUUUACAAGUCUGGUUUGAACCACAAGCCAAACUCAACUGUUUUGAGAAAAAAAACCUAAAUCUAAAAGACUAGUGAAAAAAUAGCAAAGUGGAYAGUGCUAGAUCUUAAAACACKAACUCAGGAGUUCCUUCAUUUUUGMUACUGGUACUAGUAGCUUGUUAAASRUCUUUUCAAGCUAAAUGAUCCUGUGAGUAACCAAAAUAAAUGGAAUUUUAAAAAAUCACACAUAUUGGCAUUAGGUAACAAAGCCAUCCCAUGGGAUCCUCCUGCUUGUCUGAUUGAAAGCAAGCGCAGAACAUUGACACCUCUAAUCUUCCCUGCACGGUCCUGCCUUCCCUGCCUUGUAGCCUUUCUCUUUCCAGGGAUUCCUUGCAGAUCGUAAACAAACGAUCCAAGAAAAUCUGAUUAAAAUAACUGGUUCCUUGACACAAGUAAUCCACUCCU